AUGACUGAUCAGCAACGUUGUCAAGAUUUGCAUUCAAUCAAAGUUGUCGCAGAUGAUUCUCAUCGUCGACGUCAGCAACCAAACAAUAUAAUUAAUAAUACAUGGACUUGGAAUAAUUAUAAAGAUGUCAAAUUUUAUAUCCCACAAAACUACAACUAUAACUUUUUCGAUUAUACGUUCUUUUGGAAUCUAAAUAAUACAUUUGAUUAUUUUGGUUCAAAUGCCUCCACGGCACAAACUACUCAAUCCGGACCAGAUAGGGCAGCAACAGCAGCUAGUAGCGAUAGCCCACGUAUUCUUUGGAUUGACAAAAAGAACAACGACAGCUCUAAUGUGGAGAAACAGUUGUCAGGUGAUAAGCAUGUUAAAAUUGAUUUCUUUGAAAAAUUCUCACAAGCGGAAGAUCAUCUAUUGAGAAACAAGGAUAAAAUCAAAUCAUCAUCAAAAUUGCAAAUCAUUUGUCGUGGUUAUUAUAAAGAUGAAAAUAAGAAUCCUUUGAAUUUAUUACAUUUAUUGAAUCAGCAUAAUUUAAAGUAUGUUCCGAUUCUUGUCUUUACUCAAGACAAAUCUGGUUUAAAUCAUCAUUUGCAAAAACAAGCACCAUCAAUGGGUAUUGAUGAUUGGAAACAACGAUUAUUUAUCACAAGCAGCUCUGAAGAGUUAGUAACAAAAAUCAAAGAAAAUAUUUCAAACAAGCCUCACCAGAGUCGUCGCUGA
Messenger RNA from Rotaria sp. Silwood2, 717 nucleotides. The record is from the annotation of a GenBank genome assembly. Lineage: Eukaryota; Metazoa; Rotifera; Eurotatoria; Philodinida; Philodinidae.